GUGCGCCCCAACAACCGCUCCGAGGCACCCGCCGGACGAACGGCGUGCGCCGCGUGCUGGAAGCUGUAGGACGAAGCGCCGCCCGUUCGCGCGUGUAUAUAAGGAGACGCGCGGUCGGCCGCGGAAGGCAGACGGUAGGAGUGGCGGUCAUGGCGCAGCGGCGCGCACUUCGUCCUCCCGCGCUGCGGUUCGCGCUCCUGCUGCUGGUGCUCGGGCCGCCGUGCCACGAAGCGUGCCGUGGCCUGGCCCAGUACCGCGUCACUCUGGCCACCGCCUGGACGGCCAGCCGCUUCCCCAAGCACUACCCGCAGUGGAGGCCCGCCGCGCAGUGGUCGCAGCUCUUCGGCGUGAGCCACAACGCCAGCGUGCACAUUUGGCGCGAGGGUCGCCUGGCGAGCGAGGGCGUGCGCCAGUUCGCCGAGCACGGCCACGUGGGCCGGCUGAGCAGCCAGCUGGCGCAGGGCUUCGGCGGCGUGCUGGACGUUUUCCACGGGCCAGCCAUCGUCAAGGGCAGCGGGGCAUCCAACGCCGCCUUCUUCGCCGACGCACGCCAUUCCAGGGUGUCGGCCAUGUCGCGGCUGGUUCCCAGCCCGGACUGGUUCGUGGGCGUCGACGGACUCGAGCUAUGCGGGGGUGGCCGCUGGCGCGACCUGUUGCUGGUGGACGCACAUCCGCUAGACGCCGGCACCGACCGGGGCCUGACGUUCACUGCACCGCGCUGGCCCGCCCAGCCGGCAGAGAACGUCUCGCGCAUCACGGCCCGCUUGCCCAGCCAUCCGGGAGCCUCGUUCCACUACCCGCACCUCGAGAACCUGCCGCGCAUCGGCGUCUUCCAGUUCCGCAAGCUGCGCGAGUACGCCUCGCACGGGGACGCCUUGGCAGACCAGCCACACAGCCAUAGGGAGACUGCGGCGUCGGGAACGAUGGUCACCACCCACGCACCUUCCGCAGAACCCAGCAGCACCACGGGCAAACCACCGACGGACGACGGCUAUUCGUCGUGCCAGGUGUCGGGCUGGUCGGCGUGGUCGGCCUGCAGCCAGACCUGCGGCCUCGGCCAGUCGCGGCGCCAUCGGGGAAUCCUGCGCUACCCGACCAGAGGCGCCGCUCCCUGCCCGCCGCUGCACGAGCUGCGCUGGUGCGGCAGCGCCAGGACCUGUAGGAAGCCGAACACCUACUUCCGGUGGAACCGCUGAGCCCCGGCCAUGCAUUAAUCGCGCACGGCGCUUCGACGGCAACCGACAGGCUGGCUCCAGGCAGCGUUGCGUAUACCCUCUGGUCGGGCUCGCCGCGGGAGGCUGUGAUACCCAAUCGUCUUCGCUACUCGUCUCAAGGUUCCUGGAUGAGUUACUUGUCCAGCACGUUCGCCACUUCGGGACUGUCCGAAGCGAAACGAUGUCUAGUCGCACGCCUCGUCGCCACAUAGAGCUGGCAAGUAGGUGUAGUAAAACGAAAUUUUGGAUCAGCCUCAGCUAGCGGUCGGCAAUUCAUAGCAUGCCCCGGAGACCAUUUGUCUGGAAGCGUUGGCCCCCCGCCAGAGCAAACGCGAUUUUCACACGUUCCGAAGAAACGCGACUGGAUCGCGCGUGCGCAUUUGCCGGUUUAAAUAGAUUUGGAAUGUUUGGUAGUAAAAUCGCAGCUCCACAACUCUAUUAAGGAGACGAGCUUCGUUCCCUUCGUAUCUGAGUAACGUCAGAACAAGAUUAAUUUCAGUUCUACGUUGUGUAUACAAACAACCAUCCGGUUUAUAUUUAACGAUUUGUUCCCGUUGCAGCGUAAUCGUGAACAGCGAACAUAUUAAACACAUUCUGAAUGACACAAGUACAGCUCUCUCUUACUGUGACAUCAUCUAUGAAGGCCGAAGCUCCAAUUGAAAACCAUGCUUUGCGAAAAUGAUGAUAGCUCUAGGCAUCGUCCAGUGAAAUUUAGGGGCGGUCGGUUUGGCCUUCCGGUGCGACCUCGCAGCUAAAGGGAGUAUGCGGGCCUUCUGUAGGAAGUACUGACACAUUCGGCAUAGACACGCCUGCAUUGCCGUCUCUCUGUCACCCCCUGUCCUUUUUCAUAAUUCACAAGUGCGCUUCUUUGCAUUGCGCAUUUACCGCGAUCAACGGCGGCACGGGUCGCGGUUCAGUGCUGGCUGCACAUGUUGGCUCUUGUCUCUUGGGCAUCACUUGAGCCACGUUUACAUUUUCCAGGUCGUAUAAGAAAAGCAAAUCGUGCUCGUGCGCACCGAUUGCAAAAGUUGUUAUGCCGCCAAUAAUUUGACAAUCUGCCUCGCAGGAAAUCUAGCUUUACAAUUAAGAAUUAUGAUUUACAUUUACGGGUUUUUUUUUUUUUUUUCGGAACCAAAAUAAGCAGAAGUCGCUUCACAUUUCGUGAAAUCGUCACCUUUCUUUUUUCCCGUAUCUCAUACCGUGCGUUCACAUAAAGGCAGGAUAAGUGCUUACAUAUUUCAGCAUCGCAAAAGAAUAACAAAUAAGCGGAGCGCUUUCGGACGACCGCUGCAUCGCCGUGUGCACACGAUCAUUGUUUCGACACAGCGUGUGCACUUCGCCACAUAGCACACCGGUGCAUAGUGAAGCCAGCUUGCCGCCAACGUCCAGUCCUUACUGAUGCGGACAUUUCUCGGACAACGCAAAAUAGCCGCCUGUGAACUUGGGAGCUAUAUAAUCCACUACACCAACGCAUGUAACUACUUUUAACGAUCACCCCUCCCCCUUCUCCAUACCCGACCCUACUUUUUCUUUUUCCUUCACAGAACACUAGUAAACACCGAAUCGCAGGCAGUUAACGUCCUCCUCCGCUAGGCGUCUGCCAUGAUGAACCUGAUCGCAUUAAUAAAUAGCAUUGAAUAAACA
Dermacentor andersoni is the source of this 2858-nucleotide messenger RNA. RefSeq names its product M-spondin (gene mspo). Gene Ontology annotation, biological process: cell adhesion. NCBI's taxonomy places the organism in Eukaryota, Metazoa, Arthropoda, Arachnida, Ixodida, Ixodidae. Gene Ontology annotation, cellular component: extracellular matrix. The record is from RefSeq and is a predicted model, not a curated record.